Bolinopsis microptera is the source of this 1089-nucleotide messenger RNA. RefSeq lists its product as uncharacterized. Lineage: Eukaryota; Metazoa; Ctenophora; Tentaculata; Lobata; Bolinopsidae. Gene Ontology annotation, biological process: DNA integration. The transcript has a single exon. The coding region runs from base 1 to 1089 and encodes 362 amino acids. The record is from RefSeq and is a predicted model, not a curated record. Gene Ontology annotation, molecular function: nucleic acid binding.
AUGGUAAAGACAUGUGUGGACUGUAACAAGUUUGGUAGAUCAGCACCAGCUUUAACAGACCAUCCGUGGUGCCGACCCACUGGACCAUACCAGCGCAUCCACAUGGACUUGGCAGGACUAUUCCAGGGACACAUGUGGUUACUUGUUCAGGACGCCUACUCUAAGUGGCCUGACAUUGUUAAGAUGAACUCAACGAAAACAGGAGCACUGAUUACAGUUCUAAGACACAUAUUUGCUAGAACUGGGUUACCAUGUGUCGUUGUAUCAGACAACGGACCCCAGUUUACUUCAGAGGAACUCAGAGUUUUCUUCAAGCAAAACGGAAUAAGACACAUUCCAACACCGACAUACCACCCUAAAUCUAAUAGCAUCGCAGAGAGACUGGUACAAUCGUUCAAGAAUUCUAUGAAAAAGAUGUGGAAUGACUCUAAAGACUUGGACAAGAAUCUCAAUAAUUUCUUGUUAACUUACAGGAACACUCCGCACGCAACCACAGGUCAGACACCAGCAAUCAUGAUGUACAAUCGGACAUUAAGAUCUAAGUUACACAUGCUCACGCCGCAUGACAAGGAGAAAGUGGAAAACUUGCAAGCUGACAAACAAGAGCAAGUGUUGCAGAGCAAUCCUAGAAUAUUUUGUCCAAAGCAGCCAGUACGUGUCCAGAUUGAUGGAAAAGAAUGGAGACCAGCCACAGUAGUGCGAAGACUGGGCGAAUCAUCCAACACAUAUGAUAUUGAGCAUGAAGGACGCAUCAUCAGGAAGCAUGCUGAUCACAUUCAAAGCCUGAGAAGACCUAUUAUCUCUCUUCAACAAGGUAACGUAUCUGACAAAGACCCUGUUUCAGUGAGAGGUGAGACAGUGAGUGAGCAGCAGGAUGUUAGUCCGUUAGUUGAACCUGGUAUAGUUGACCCUGAUAUUGAACUGCCAGAUAAUUUACGAGAUAAUAAUGAUGAACCUUCUGAGAUUGAUAUUAGAGAUGACGUUAUUGCUAGACAGCAAACUGAUGAUGAAAAUGUUAAUGUUAGAAGAGCAAAUCUGAGAGAUGUACCUCGGGUAAAUUACAAAAUGUUAAACAGAUAUGGCAAGUAA